AUGCCGCCGACCCCACUCCAGCCCACAGGCCGACACAUGUGCGACAGGGGUCCGUUAGCGGCUCUGUUAGCGGCUCUGUUAGCGGCUCUGCUCGCCUGCUGGAGGUUUUUUGGGUUUUGGCGUGACGACAAUGCUGGCUCUGUUGGUGCAUGUCACCGAGCGCAUAUACUACCUACUAGAUGUACUAUGUAUGUGCAAAGGAGCGUCAAGACUCGUGCAAUCAAGCAAGUGGCGUUGUCGGCUGCCCUACACGGACAACAAUAUUGCGGCUUGCAAGGUACCUGGCCGCAACGCAGCUCCUCGUCCCCCUCCAACAUUGUCACCAGGCUUUCGAGUGAUUAGUCUUCUUUACGUGUCAUACACACAGAUUGCACACGGGCAUCUCGUUUGUGACAUUAAUGCUUGUUACUGUCUGCGUGGCGUGAGCCACAGAAGAGCUGCCGAGCUCCUUCGUACUAACCAGGCACUUGUGUGCUCCUUCGUUCUAUGUACAUGUAUUGCCCGCCAAUAUCCCAUUCCGUUUCGUUGGGUACUUUUCCCUUGAUUUCGUAAAAAAAAAAAAAAAAAAUCGCUGUCCCGAGAUCCUUCCAAUAGUACACAUGCCUUUGUUUGCUCAUCUAGAGAGCUUCCGCUAAAAAUACAAGAGGUAAAAAUCGUAGAAAUCCCAAAAGAAUCUGUGUAGAUUCCCAAAUACAUCCCUUCCAACAAAAAAGGGAAGAAUCAUAGCUCUUCCAAAACCUGUAUCAAACCGUGGAUUGUCCAUGAAUCGUCAUAAAUCUCGUUCAUAGUAUGCUUAGCACCAUGUGCAUUCAAUUAUCGUCAUCUUCUUCCUCUUCCUCUCCAUCUUCAUCUUCAUCAUCGGAUUUUGGAGGCUCCCAAGUCUCUUCCAACUUCAAACCCUUGCCGGUAGGCUCUUGGUGUUUGAAGGAAGAC
Messenger RNA from Trichoderma asperellum CBS 433.97, 933 nucleotides. Lineage: Eukaryota; Fungi; Ascomycota; Sordariomycetes; Hypocreales; Hypocreaceae. The record is from RefSeq and is a predicted model, not a curated record.